This is a messenger RNA of Torulaspora delbrueckii, 837 nucleotides long. RefSeq names its product Lcl3p (gene LCL3). The coding region runs from base 1 to 837 and encodes 278 amino acids. The record is from RefSeq and is a predicted model, not a curated record. Lineage: Eukaryota; Fungi; Ascomycota; Saccharomycetes; Saccharomycetales; Saccharomycetaceae. The transcript has a single exon. Gene Ontology annotation, cellular component: cytoplasm; mitochondrion.
AUGAGUGAUAAUAAGAACCUUACGACUGUGCCGUCUCAUUUAUUCCUACCUGAUGUGAUUCUACUUUCGCUAGUAUUUGCAGGAACAUUCGUUGGAGCUCGUUCAGCGUACUGUCGCUAUCUAAAGCAGUUGACCAAAGUAACAGAAAUUCCAAGUUCAGUUUACCGAAAAAGAUGGCUUUACGGAAAAGUGACUUCAGUGGGUGAUGGUGAUAACUUCCACUUCUUUCAUACACCAGGCGGGAUGCUUGGUGGCUGGGGUUGGUUGAGAGAAGUGCCUACGCUACCGAAACUUGUGGUGAAGAACGUGUCGACUUUGUCCACUAAAAAGCUAGAGCCCUUGUAUAAGAGGAUGUUGCAACGCUUUUUCAAGAGGGAAAGUUUGGAGACUGCUUGGUCUAAUCAUUUCUUAAGCUUACAUGUUCCUUAUAAGAAUAGACGUAAUCUGUCGACCUUGUCGAUUAGGAUAUGUGGGGUCGAUGCACCAGAAAGAGCUCACUUUGGUAAUCCUGCACAACCUUUUAGUGAUGAGGCUUUAAUUUGGUUGAGGUAUACCAUCUUAGGUAGGAAUCUUUGGAUCAAACCAUUGUCAAUGGACCAAUACGGCCGGUGUGUCGCUAAAGUCAAUUACUGGACUUGGACGGGUUACAAAGACCUCAGUCUCGAAAUGGUGAAAAGAGGUUUGGCAGUCGUCUACGAAUCCAAAUCUUCAGCUGAAUUUGAUGGAGCCGAACAGAAAUACAGGCGACGCGAAAGAAUUGCAAGAUUCCAGAAACGAGGAUUGUGGUCUCAAAAGAAGAUUGAAACGCCUGGAGAGUAUAAAAAGAGCUUGAAAUAA